UGUCAAUAUUGGUGUUUAUUGUUUUUUAUUUAAUGUCUAACAUAACCUCACUAAUCACGUGUCAGCUGUGUGGUUUUGUUUUCGCUUAGAUUUUUUCUAGUUUUAUUAUAUGGUCAAUAAGCUAUGCAUAAACAAUUACGAUUUUAAGCAGUAUUACUGUCAAAAUGAAGGCGAUAAAACGAAACGAUUUCAAAGCAUUAAAAUUAAAAUAUGAACAAAGCUCUAAAUAUCCUCAUACAAUCUACUUCAAAGAACAUUCUGUAAGGGAACACACGGCGGACAAACCCUCAGGACGUACGUUAUUUAUUGUAAACGUUCCUCCAUAUGCUGACGAAAAAGGUCUUAUAAAUGCAUUCAGUCAAGCCGGCACUGUAGAAUCAGUGCAGUUUUGCUCAAAACCAAAUGCCACUGAAAUUAAAAAAGAUAGUUUAUUACAAGACAAAUAUAAUCCAUCUUUUAGAUUAUGUUAUUUAGUAUUUAAUAAAGUGUCAGAGUUAGAUAAUGCUUUAAAGUUAACAGAAUUGCAACCCCUCAACUCCGAUGGUCAUACAAACUUUGGAAUUAAAAAGUGGUUCAGUGAGUACAAUCAAAAUGUUAUGAAACCAAAAGAUUUGAAAGAAAGUAUAGAAAAGUUCAUGCAGAAUUAUGAUGAGAAAGUUAAAAAAGAGUUGGAGGAAGAGAAGAAACUAGAACAAGAAGAUGAAGAGGGUUGGGUAACUGUAACAAAAAGGGGGAAAGUACAAAGUUUCGCUCGAACUGAAAAGGUAGAAAACAAAAUAAUGGCCAAUGAGGAAAAGAGUAAAAAGAAAAAGGAGUUGAAAAAUUUCUACACUUUCCAAAUAAGAGAAUCUAAAAUGAAGCACAUUGUGUCCCUGAGGCAGAAGUUUGAGGAAGACAAACGUAAAAUAGCACAAAUAAAACAAAGCAGGAGAUUUAAACCUUUUUAAUAAAAAAUUAUUUACAUUAUA
This is a messenger RNA of Zerene cesonia (dogface butterfly), 968 nucleotides long. Its product is annotated as ribosomal RNA-processing protein 7 homolog A. Bases 165 to 947 code for a protein of 260 amino acids. The record is from RefSeq and is a predicted model, not a curated record. The transcript has 2 exons. Gene Ontology annotation, biological process: ribosomal small subunit assembly; rRNA processing. Gene Ontology annotation, cellular component: UTP-C complex; CURI complex. Lineage: Eukaryota; Metazoa; Arthropoda; Insecta; Lepidoptera; Pieridae. Gene Ontology annotation, molecular function: nucleic acid binding.